Messenger RNA from Lacerta agilis (Sand lizard), 1826 nucleotides. Its product is annotated as oocyte zinc finger protein XlCOF6-like. The transcript has a single exon. Lineage: Eukaryota; Metazoa; Chordata; Lepidosauria; Squamata; Lacertidae. The record is from RefSeq and is a predicted model, not a curated record. The annotation marks the transcript as partial.
AGAAAACAAAUAUGAUUUUCUCCUCGUUCCCCUGGUCGAAAGAAGACAAUGGAGAAGACAGUCAAAAUUCUGGUGGGCCAUGUUCAAUAGGAAUGACGAAGAAACCAUUUAAAUACAUGGAGUGUGAAAAGAGAGCGGAUAAACAAUUUGAAAGCAUGGAGUGUGGAAAGAGCUUCACUGACAGAGGAACACUUAGAAAACAUCAACAAACUCACACAGGAGAGAAACCAUUUAAAUGUAUUGAGUGUGGGAAGAGCUUCAGUCACAGUGGAAGGCUUAGAAUUCAUCAACGGACUCACACAGGGGAGAAACCAUUUAAAUGCAUGGAGUGUGGAAAGAGCUUCAGUCAGAAUGGACACCUUAGAAUUCAUCAACGGACUCACACGGGGGAGAAACCAUUUAAAUGCAUGGAGUGUGGAAAGAGCUUCAUUCACAGUGGAACACUGAGAAAACAUCAACAAACUCACACAGGAGAGAAACCAUUUAAAUGUACUGAGUGUGGAAAGAGCUUCACUGAGAGAGGAAAACUUGCAAUUCAUCAACGGACUCACACGGGGGAGAAACCAUUUAAAUGCAUGGAGUGUGGAAAGAGCUUCACUGAGAGUGGAACACUUAGAAUUCAUCAACGGACUCACACGGGGGAGAAACCAUUUAAAUGCAUGGAGUGUGGAAAGAGCUUCAUUCACAGUGGAAAACUUAGAAUUCAUCAACGGACUCACACUGGGGAGAAACCAUUUAAAUGCAUGGAGUGUGGAAACAGCUACAGUCAGAAAGGAAACCUUAGAAUUCAUCAACUGACUCACAUGGGGGAGAAACCAUUUAAAUGCAUGGAGUGUGGAAAGAGCUUCAGUCAGAAUGGACACCUUAGAAUUCAUCAACAGAAUCACAUGGGGGAGAAACCUUUUAAAUGCAUGGAGUGUGGAAAUAGCUUCACUGAGAGUGGAACACUUAGAAUUCAUCAACGGACUCACACGGGGGAGAAACCAUUUAAAUGCAUGGAGUGUGGAAAAAGCUUCAUUCACAGUGGAAAACUUAGAAUUCAUCAACGGACUCACACGGGGGAGAAACCAUUUAAAUGCAUGGAGUGUGGAAAGAGCUACAGUCAGAAAGGAAACCUUAGAAUUCAUCAACGGACUCACACGGGGGAGAAACCAUUUAAAUGCAUGGAGUGUGGAACGAGCUUCACUAAGAGUGGAACACUUAGAAUUCAUCAACGGACUCACACGGAGGAGAAACCAUUUAAAUGCAUGGAGUGUGGAAAGAGCUUCAUUCACAGUGGAACACUAAGAAAACAUCAACGGACUCACACGGGGGAUAAACCAUUUAAAUGCAUGGAGUGUGGAAAGAGCUACUGUCAGAAAGGAAACCUUAGAAUUCAUCAACGGACUCACACGGGGGAGAAACCAUUUAAAUGCAUGGAGUGUGGAAAGAGCUUCAGUCAGAAUGGACACCUUAGAAUUCAUCAACGGACUCACACGGGGGAGAAACCUUUUAAAUGCAUGGAGUGUGGAAAUAGCUUCACUGAGAGUGGAACACUUAGAAUUCAUCAACGGACUCACACGGGGGAGAAACCAUUUAAAUGCAUGGAGUGUGGAAAGAGCUUCACUAAGAGUGGAACACUUAGAAUUCAUCAACGGACUCACACGGGGGAGAAACCAUUUAAAUGCCUGGAGUGUGGAGAAAGCUUCCCUAAGAGUGCAACACUUAGAAUUCAUCAACGGACUCACACGGGGGAGAAACCAUUUAAAUGCAUGGAGUGUCGAAAGAGCUUCAUUCAAAGUGGAACAUUAAGAAAACAUCAACGGACUCACACAAGGGAGAAAGCA